AUGCUGGACCGCGCCAUUGCUUUCCUGGCACAAAAGAUGCCAGAGGAAUCGUUGGUGUUGGGGUCAGAGGAGAGGAGUCGGGAAAUCCAGGUUUCAUGCCCCUUGGCAGCGAGCUAUGCUGAUAAAAGCGCGAACGAUCUGGCCGAGAUGCUUCUGGAGGCGGGUGCAGACCCCUUUGCUUGCAACGGGUCCGGCCAGCUGCCCGACAUCCCGAACCUGCAGGACAUGGCGCUAGCACAGGCUGCUGCCCACCGCCAGCAGGUCACCUACCAGUCCGAGGUGCGUCGAUGCCUCCUUUCGAGCAUCCGGCCCAGCUUUGAAGAGAUCACAGAGAGCAUUGCGAAGCUCUUCCCCGAAGCCAAAGAAUGCACUGCCCGGUACCUCGACGAGGAAAGGGACCCGUGCACGCUCUGCGAGGCUUCGCUGUCAGACUUCCUGGCUCAGGCAGCCAAGGGCGUGGACAUGGCCAACAGCACCGGCAAGAUGGUGCUCCGCCUGGAGCUCGUGAGCCUUCCCCAAGCGGCCCAAGCACCCGCGCUUCCGGAGGCCCUGCCACCCAAGGAGGCGCCCGAGGCAAGCAGUGCACCCAAGGACGUCCCUCUUGAGGGCAGUGAGACGUUCCCGGCAAGCGACUCGCCUUCCGAUGUCGUGCAGGUGCCCGAGCAUAGCAAGGAUCCGAAGGAGAUGCCAGGCUGGAACAUCGUUGACGUCCCAGAGGCGAACGAGGAUGACGGCAUGCCAGCACAGACCAGCAACAGCGAGCCCACCGUAAAAGUGCGCGACUCCAUGUCAACGCCCGUUCAGUACAGCCAGGUUACACAAGAAGCCUUCGAAGGCAGCCAGAAUGACAGCGCGCCCAAGCCCACGUGCGAGGCAAGCAACUCUGCCACACCUUUGCCUUCCAACAGCGGCGAAGCCCUCAACGGCGAGCAAGCUUCUUGCAGCAAGGGCAAAGGCUACAAGGGCAAAGGCUACAAGGGCAAAGGCAAGGGCAAAGGCAUGCUUGGAUGGAAAGGGCAUUGGUGCGGCCAUGAGUCCCAGCAGGAGCAUCCUUGGCAAAGCUGGUGGAAGUGGCAUCUUGGAUGGUGCGAGCCCGAAGACGCCGACAUGAGCCAUCAUGGCGGCGAGGCAUGUGAGGAUCCACCCGAGGACGCUCGCCUCUGCGGCAAGAGUGAAGGCUGCAAGGGCAAGGGCAAAUUCAAGGGCAAGGCCGGCAAAUGCGGCGGCAAGGGCAAGUUGUGGUGGCAAGGCUACUGCCCGGACGAGGAGCAGCAACCUUGGUGGCUGCAGUGGCACGGUUUCCCCCAGUGGCACCAGACGGACGCUCCGGAAUGGGUAGCCCCAUCUCCGCAGGUGCUCGCCGAGCAGUUUCUUCAGGCACUGCCCCACUUGACAGCCAAGGUCUGUGAGGUCCUGGAGGCCUGGAGUCAGCGCCUGUGCGCAUCCUUGGACUCUUGGCCCGCAGCAGGAGACGCACUGCAGGAGCUUUGGUCCAUCCUCGGCCAACACAAACUACAGGCUGAGCAGCAGCUGGCACGUUUCCUAGAGGAGGUGACGCAGGAGAGUGCCAGCCAGUUCCUGCUGGCCUUUUUAAGCGAGCUGGAGGCUCUAGACGAAGAGCAGAAGCUGAGCGUGAUGGCCGGCUUCUUCGAGUCUCAAGAGGAGCGGCUGCAGAAGAUCUUUCCGCAGCUGCCGGGCUUUUUCUUGCUGGGCAUGCUCGGGCGUGGCAAGGGUGGGAAGUGGGGAAAGGGGGCAAAGGGGAAGGCCAAGGGCAAAUGCUGGCUCGGUUCUCACAUGGCAAGGGAUGCAGAUGAGACAGUGCCCAUGAGCACCACCGAUGACCAGCAUAGCCAGCCGGCGCAUGACCCUUCCUGGAACAGCUUCCUCAACUUGCCCAAAGAUCCAAACUACGUGCCUUACGUAGCUCGAAAGGGCAAAUCUUCGUCGUUGGCCGAACUCACGGUGGCAGCGGGUGCAGUUGACACGGAGCCCGCUAGCAGCAGCGAUGGUCAGCCUGUCGACGAUCCUUCCUGGAACUCCUUCCUCAACUUGCCCAAGGAUCCAAACUACAAGUCCUACGUGGCUCGAAAGAUGGAGGAGUAUGCCUCGAAGAAGCAGAAGCUGCAGAGCCGCUUCGAGACGGAGCAGACUUGA
Molecule: messenger RNA, 2154 nt
Organism: Symbiodinium necroappetens
Lineage: Eukaryota; Dinophyceae; Suessiales; Symbiodiniaceae
Source: the annotation of a GenBank genome assembly